Molecule: messenger RNA, 1659 nt
Organism: Fonsecaea erecta
Lineage: Eukaryota; Fungi; Ascomycota; Eurotiomycetes; Chaetothyriales; Herpotrichiellaceae
Exons: 2
Coding region: 1-1659 (552 amino acids)
Biological process (GO): transmembrane transport
Molecular function (GO): transmembrane transporter activity
Source: RefSeq, a predicted model, not a curated record
AUGUCGCAAACCUCUCUGCGGGACAGCGAGCCUUGUGCUGAAGACCAGACUCAACAAAAGAGUGCUGCAACAGCCGACGGGUACCCUAGCAUGCACAAACGCAUCGUGAUCAUGCUCGCUGUAUAUCUUUCGAUAUUCCUGGUGACUUUGGACCAAAACAUUAUAUCCACCGCCAUUCCACGAAUCACCGACGAGUUCCAUUCUAUCGACGACAUCGGCUGGUAUGGCAGUGCCUACCUGCUCACCAUGUGCAGCUUUCAGCUCCUCAUGGGCAAGGUCUACAAGUUCUACCCGGUGAAACCCGUCUUCCUCUCCGGCAUUGUGCUGUUCGAAGUCGGCUCAGCGGUGUGCGGAUCGGCUCCCUCUUCUACCGCCUUCAUCCUAGGCCGCGCAGUUGCUGGCCUGGGAGCGUCGGGCAUGUUUUCGGGCGCCAUGGUCAUCAUGUUCCACACCAUACCGUUACAGCAACGGCCGAUUUGGCAGGGUGCCUUUGGAGCCAUCUUUGCGGUGGCGUCCGUCAUCGGCCCUCUUGUCGGAGGUGCAUUCACCGAUAACAUUACCUGGAGAUGGUGCUUCUAUAUCAACCUCCCCAUCGGAGCGGUGGUUGUUGCUGUAGGCUUGUUCUUUCUGCGGAUUUCCAACCAGAAGCUCGAUGCGCGAGCUCCUGGGGUGAUUGGGAAGUUGAAGCAACUCGACCCAGUGGGCAACUUGGUGUUCUUCCCCGGCAUCGUGUGUCUGAUUUUGGCUCUCCAGUGGGGAGGAACCAAAUAUGCCUGGCACAACGCUCGAAUCAUCGUGCUCCUGGUGCUUUGUGCCGUUCUCUGCCUCGCCUUCGUUGGGAUUCAACUGUGGAAACAGGAGGAUGGCACCGUCCCGCCGCGAAUCGUCAAGCAGCGCAGCGUGGCGGCCGCCAUCUGGUUCUCCUUUUUCAACGGUGCGGCGACCAUGACCACGGUGUACUAUCUCCCCAUCUGGUUCCAGGCCAUCAAGGGCGUCGACGCCAUCAAAUCCGGCAUCAUGCUGCUCCCGUUGGUUCUGUCCUCGGUCAUCGCCUCCAUUUCCUCGGGCAUCAUCAUCAGCCGGGUGGGCUACUACACGCCGUUCUUCAUUCUCAGCUCCGUCGUCACGUCCAUCGGCGCGGGCCUCCUGACCACGUUUACCUCGACGACCGAGCACCCCAAGUGGAUUGGCUACCAGGUGCUGGUCGGACUCGGUCUGGGGUUCGGCGCACAGCAGGGCCUGAACGUCGUGCAGACCAUCCUGGGGCGGUCCGACAUCGCCACUGGAUCUGCCGUGAUCAUGUUCGUUAGGUUCCUGGGCUCCGCCAUCUUCCUGCCGGUGGCCGAGAACAUCUUCCUCAACCGCCUGGUCGUUAAGCUGACAAAUCUGCCGGGGAUCGAUCCCACGGCCGUGACCAAGGCUGGUGCCACGGAUCUGCGCAAUCUGGCGUCGGGCGGCGACCUGCAGACCCUGUUGGGCGACUACAACGACGCCAUCGUCGACGUCUUCUACCAGCUCGUGGCGACCUGCGCGGUGACCACCUUGGGAAGCGUGUUUGUCGAGUGGCGCAGCUUGAAGGCCCGCGCGGGCGAGCAGGCGAAGAAAGAGGGAGAAGCGAAAGAGACCGUAGAGAAGAAGGAGGUGGGACAAGAUGUUUGA